This is a messenger RNA of Aspergillus sclerotioniger CBS 115572, 1571 nucleotides long. RefSeq names its product Sec62 family protein translocation protein. The transcript is spliced from 3 exons. NCBI's taxonomy places the organism in Eukaryota, Fungi, Ascomycota, Eurotiomycetes, Eurotiales, Aspergillaceae. Gene Ontology annotation, biological process: post-translational protein targeting to membrane, translocation. Bases 112 to 1335 code for a protein of 407 amino acids. The record is from RefSeq and is a predicted model, not a curated record. Gene Ontology annotation, cellular component: endoplasmic reticulum membrane; endoplasmic reticulum.
UCUCAUUCCAUCACCCUUUUGUGUUUCCUGCAAGUUACUGGACUGCGCUGUGCGCUCUUUCACUUCUUUUCCCAGAACCUACCCUCAUCUUCACAGCCACUCUCCUUCACCAUGGCGGCGCCCGGCCAGCCGUCCCCCCAACAGAUUGCCGCCAUGCAACAGCAGUUCGCCGCUGAAGCUGCCCGGCGCGGAAUGACACCCGAGGAGUUUGCCAAACAGCAGCGCGAACAACUAACUGCAGAGGCAGCCAAGCAUGGUUUAACCACCGAGCAAUACGUCACUCAGCUGAGAAUGCGAGCCCUCCAAGCCCACCAGAGACAGGUCGAGACCCAACGACAAGCUCAAGCGCAAGCCCAGGCUCAGGCCCAGGCUCAAGGACAACCACAGCCACAAGGACAAGCACCUCAAUCGCCGGCCCAACCGGGACAGAACUUGCCAGCUCCUCCACAACCCCAGCCCCAGCAGAUGACUCGCCAGGUCCCUGUGAACCCUAACAACCCUCCCGAUCCGAAGGCGCUUGCCGUUGCCGGGUUUCUGCGGUCGCAGAACCUGAAGACGCGGACUUGCAUCAUGGACGGUCAGCGAAAGGAAAUGUUCAAAGUGAAACGUGCCAUUCGCGCCCUCGAGUCCCCCGCCUACGCCAAAGCGGCUUCCAAAAAGAACUCCCUUCUCCCCCCAGUCACCGAUCGCGCAUCCGCAGAGAACGUCUUCAAGCUGCUUCCCCUGUCGCUCCUUGCUCUGCGCGUGACAAAGGUUGAUCCCCAUGCGGGCCACAACCAUGGCAAGCCCAAGAACCGCGUCAAGGGACUGUGGACGGUGCGCAUCGAGCAGCAUCAGGAAACCGAUCCCAUGAUGCACUACGUCUGGCUGUGGGAGGGGCCGCAGUGGAAGCAGAAGGUCAUGGCCGCGGCCGUGGUGGCAGGAAUCUUCGCGGUGGUGCUUUUCCCCCUUUGGCCGAUGUUCAUGCGUCAGGGUGUGUGGUAUUUGAGUGUCGGCAUGAUGGGACUGCUGGGUCUGUUCUUUGCCAUGUCGAUCUUCCGUCUCAUUUUGUUCUGUAUCACUGCUAUCGCAGUUCCCCCUGGUCUCUGGCUCUUCCCGAACCUGUUCGAAGAUGUUGGAUUUGUGGAUAGUUUCAAGCCCUUGUGGGGCUGGCAAGAGAACAAGAAGAAGUCCAAGAAAGCCAAGAAGACAGCAGGCGAGGAAUCUCAAGCUGCAACUUCCACAGCAACCCAUUCCACCCCAUCAGCCACCACAACGGCGACAGCGGCAUCGGAUGCUUCAGGCGCCGUGAAGCGCGAUCUAGCACCCCGAGUGGAAGAAAUUACCGAAGAGUAAUUCAACGUGCUCGAUGCAGUUAACUGCGGAACUCACUAUUACCCUAUACGUGGGCGAGAUAUCCAAAUGGCAUGAUCCGGUAAAUUCUUUCUGACCCUUUCUAAAUGUACGGUACAGUACCUCUUGCACGCCUCUUUUGUUCCUACACUUCUUUUUUUUAUUAUUGCCCAGGCAGGGAUAUUCGGGUUUUGGGUUUACAGAUAGCUAUGAAUGAAUUCUUCUACCUUGGUUUACCU